Molecule: messenger RNA, 1918 nt
Organism: Cololabis saira (Pacific saury)
Lineage: Eukaryota; Metazoa; Chordata; Actinopteri; Beloniformes; Belonidae
Gene: tspan15
Product: tetraspanin 15
Exons: 8
Coding region: 51-944 (297 amino acids)
Cellular component (GO): membrane
Source: RefSeq, a predicted model, not a curated record
CAGCGCAGGGAGACGUUUAUUGAAGUCAGCCGUCCUCUCAGUCAGACGCGAUGUCUGACAACGACGGGAUCAGAUACUGCCACAGAUUCUCGUACACGCUUCUAAAAUUCCUCCUGUUUUUCUACGCCUGUAGUUGGUGGUUUAUUGGUGGAUUUAUUCUGGCCAUUGGCAUCUAUGCUGAGGUGGAGAGGCAACGCUACAAGACACUAGACGGAGUGUUUUUGGCCCCAGCCGUAAUCCUGAUCCUUCUGGGAGUGGUUAUGUUCAUCGUUUCUCUCAUUGGAGUCUUGGCAUCGCUGAGGGAUAAUCUAACUCUGUUAAAAGUGUUCAUGUACACCCUGGCGUUCUGCUUGUUCCUGGAGCUGCUCGGAGGAAUCUUGGCACUUGUGUUUCGCAACCAGACGGUAGAAUUACUGAACAAGAACAUCCGGAAAGGUAUCGUGAACUACUAUGAUGACCUGGACUUUAAAAACAUCAUGGACUUUGUUCAGAAAAAGUUUGAGUGUUGUGGAGGUCAAGAGUUUAUAGACUGGGAAGUCAACAUGUACCACAACUGCUCUGGACGUGGACCGCUAGCCUGCGGCGUCCCGUACACGUGCUGCGUGACUACUAAGCCUAAUGAAGUGGCCAAUACUAUGUGUGGAUACAAGGUCCUGGAGAAAUCGCGGCUGGAGCUGUUGGACAUCAUCCAUGUCAGAGGCUGCACUGAUGCGUUCUUCAUCUGGCUGAUGGACAACUAUAAGAUUAUGGCAGGACUAUUGUUGGGGAUACUACUGCCUCAGUUCUUCGGCGUGAUCGUCAGCUGGCUGUACAUCACUCGUGUUGAAGACGCCAUCGCUCAGUGCGGACACUACACGGACGGGCUGCUGGGUACACGGGAGAGAGGCAUGAAGCAUCAGGGCCGUCUGACCAAGUGGUUCAAAUGUAUGCCAGAAAUCGACUGAAGACGAGCCCAAACAUGGACUCCAGCCAGCGCCUGGUUUGCCCAGUGUUCAGCCAGGACUUGUUCAGUUUCAUAUUAAGCUUUGUUUUUCACAAUUUUCCCCACCCUUUUUUGCAAUGAGUUACUUAUUGUUGUCUUACAAGAAUUUCUACAGAUAUGUGGUUUUAUGUGCAUUAUGCCUCAGUCUCAGGGAUGAACACUGUGUUUGUUUUCCACUGCUUGUUUAACCAUUUAUGUGUUCUGUAUAAGCACUAAGUAGUCGUAAUACCGUAAAAUGUAAACUAAUGAAAGGCAGUUCCCUAUUUAUUUCAAUCAGAUAUGGUCCUGUACAAACAUUGAUAUUUUAUCUACCUUUUUUUUUUUUUCUUUUUGGAAAGGUGCUUACAUUUUUAUUUUUUUUUAUACAUAUCUGCUUAAGACCAGAAGUGCUUACUGAUCUCAAUAGUUUGUUGUCUGGUAUGUCAUUCUCCCAAGGCAAAGCUAAUACUGGGAAAGCGGCAGGAAAGUUAUUGGUGAGUUGGAGAACGAGAGAAGAGAAUCUGUCCGAUUGUAGAGUAGAUGAGGAACUGCAAAAUGCAACGUUGGCCUUGGUAAAGGAUUCAUUCUCUGAGUUUAAAAUGUGCCUACAUCAUUUUGUUUUCAGCAGAACGUUUUACUGUUUUUCUUUCUUCCAAAUACAUUUUGUGUCAUAAGAAAGUAAAGCACUGUUUGUUAUUAAAAGUAAAUAAAGAGGUGCUGACAGAGGAAUUCUCAGGGUUAUUGAUAAACAUUCAGGCAUGUUGGAUCGGAUGUUUGACUUAAAUGUUAACUAUGUUCUAGUGGCCCGGGGCCGAACCCAACAAAGACAUAAUUUUUACAGGUUGGAAGAUUUAAGAAUUAAAAUCAAAUAAAAAAGGAAAAUAGGGGUGCUGCUACACAUAAUGCAGAUAGAAACGAUGUUUGAAAUCAGCUAAAUAAAUUAUGGUGUAAUUUUUG